Molecule: messenger RNA, 1224 nt
Organism: Tachysurus vachellii
Lineage: Eukaryota; Metazoa; Chordata; Actinopteri; Siluriformes; Bagridae
Product: protein boule-like
Exons: 11
Coding region: 110-1162 (350 amino acids)
Molecular function (GO): RNA binding
Source: RefSeq, a predicted model, not a curated record
CCGAUUUAGUGUCUUAGAUAGUGUUAGACAUUCGUAUUAAAUAUAUUACGGGUUUUGUUUUAUGUUGUAGUUUGCUUUUAAACGUCGAACCACGUCAAGUCUGUUAGAGAUGGAGAGCGAGACAGGUACACAGACCAGCUCUCCUUCAGUCAGUCCGGCACCUCUAGAACUGACCAGUGCUCUUGACCAUGCUUCGCACUGUGGCACGGUCAUACCAAACCGCAUCUUUGUAGGAGGUCUUGAUCUCAAAACUAAUGAGAGUGAUCUCAGGAGGUUUUUCUCCGGGUAUGGAACAGUUAAGGAAGUGAAGAUUGUUACUGAUCAUGCUGGAUUGUCAAAGGGGUAUGGUUUUGUGACCUUUGAGACUGCAGAAGAUGCACAGAAAAUUCUGCAUGAUGCUAGUGCUGGUAAAUUGUGUUUUCGAGAUAAGAGGUUGAACAUCGGACAGGCCAUUCGUAAGCAAGUAGCCAUGCGCUCAGGUGGUUACAAUGUGGCAAGUCCCAACCCACCUGUGGCUCUCCCAGCACCGUUUGGCACCGUGCACCUAACCACACCCACUGGAUAUCCCUAUACCUACCACAAUGGAGUGGCCUAUUUCCACAACCAAGAGCCAAAUAUACACCCAUCUCUCUGGCCUGCUUCACACACAGCACCCGGAUCUCCAGUCAUGGUGGCUCACUCUACUCCUCCUUUUUACACUCCGCAAGCCUGCCCCCAACACCAGAGCUCUUCCCAGUAUGUGAAUGGACACGUGCCUUGGGCUUUUCCUCAGGUAGAGUCCUCCAUCCCUGUGAACCUAAAUCCUUUGUUAUAUGUCCAACCUGCUGAGUUGAUGUAUCACCCAGUGGAGCCUAUCGAGAACGGGUGUGUUCGGUCAGCUGUGCCUCUGAUGGAAGCUGGUGUUCCUGAGGCAUAUAUGGAUCACCUGGUGCAGCCACCGUAUCAGGUUUGUUUGCAGAGACCGCUGAUUCUCCCUCACGGUGAUGGAAUGAAGGAGCAAAAGUUCCAGCCUGUGAGACGAGGCUUCUCUCACUCUGCCGUCCACCCGAGACCCAGGUACUGCCGUGGCCCCCGUUACACACACCUGCGCAAAGAAUACCGGCCUGAUCUUCGCACCUCGCCUCCUCCUGCAUCCUCGCCCACACAGGAUGCGCUGAAAUAGAAGGGCUUGGUCUGUUUCCUCAUCUCACUACUCAAUACACACCUGUCAGUGCGUCUAACUGA